Messenger RNA from Centropristis striata (black sea bass), 2310 nucleotides. It is a transcript of the gene aspnat, whose product is annotated as N-acetyltransferase 8-like. Bases 187 to 1023 code for a protein of 278 amino acids. NCBI's taxonomy places the organism in Eukaryota, Metazoa, Chordata, Actinopteri, Perciformes, Serranidae. Gene Ontology annotation, cellular component: mitochondrial membrane. The record is from RefSeq and is a predicted model, not a curated record. Gene Ontology annotation, molecular function: L-aspartate N-acetyltransferase activity. The transcript is spliced from 3 exons.
GCUUGAAUCACGCCGGCAAGACUUGGUCGUCAGAAACGCUCAGGGUUGCAGCAGAACAUCCCCCUUCGUCUUAUCCCCUUCAUCGUUUCUCUGUUUUUUAACAAAACCUCACGCAUCAUCCAUUUCCACUCUCAUUCUUUCCCCUCUCUUUUUCCCCGAACUGUAGUUGUUUUUGCGGCCAGUUGCAUGCAUUUUUCGUCUCCCAAAAUGGUUUGCGAGACUAAAAUCGUUGCGGACGAACACGAUGCUAUACCUGGGACCAAAAAAGAGUCGAUCAUGUGGAGCUCUCCUCCGUCCAGCGCGGCACUGAACCCCGCCGAGGCAAAGGAUGUGAGGAAAGAUGCGGUUUUUAUCCGCGAGUUCGAGUGCGGGGAUCAGGAGGAGGUGCGCCGCAUCUUUUACGAGGGUAUUAUGGAGAGGAUACCCAAUACGGCGUUUAGGGGACUCAGGCAGCAGCCCAAGACCCAGUUUUUAUAUGCUCUUCUGACAGUAAUGUGCUUUUUCGUGACCAAAUCCGUCACGCUGACCUGCUGUGCACCCCUCAUUCUCAUGGGUGCGCGCUACUACUACAGCAGGAAAGUUAUCUACAGUUAUGUGGACUGUGCUCUGCACACGGACAUGGCUGACAUAGAGGCGUAUUACAUGACACCCACAGGCUCCUGUUUCUGGGUGGCUGUGCUGGACGGACGCGUGGUUGGGAUCGUGGCGGCGCAAGGCCGCGAGGACGACAACACGGUGGAGCUGCGGCGCAUGUCGGUGGACUCUCGCUACCGCGGCAAAGGCAUCGCCAAGGCGCUCGGCCGCCGCGUCCUAGAGUUCGCCGUGCGCAACAACUAUGCUGCCGUGGUCCUCGGCACGACGGCCGUCAAGUUGGCCGCCCACAAGCUGUACGAGUCGCUGGGCUUCCGCCGAACGGGCCAGAGCGAGGACUACCGGCUCCCCGGGAUGAGCCGCUCGCCGCUGGAGAGGCUCUUCUUCCAGAUCCGCUACAGCCGCUACCGCUUGCAGCUCCGUGAGGAGUGAGAGGUGACAGGGAGAGGGAGAGAGAGAUGGAGAGGGGGAGAUGGAGAAAGAGAGGGACAGAGAAAGAGAGAGAGAGAGAGAGCAACGACCCUUCUUCACCCGAGAGCCCCGACCGCAUCCUCUCCUCUGACAGCUUUUAUUUAUUUUGUGUCAUUAGAGAUACCUUCGAGUACUUAACACUUUACUAUUUCAUCUUUAAAGUCACUAACGUUUUUACUAUUUUGCUUUUGUUGCUGUUGUUUUUGUAUUAUACUUUUUACAUUUUAAAUAAGAGUUUGUUUCUUUUCCUCUAUUUUAUUAAGCUAUUUUUUGUACCUUUAUCCCUUUUCAUUAUGGGAGACAAAAAGGCUUUUAUAUAACUGGCGCUCCAACUAGGCACCCCCCCCCCCCCCCCCCCCCCCCCCCCCCCCCCCCCCACACCCCUUUGGUUUAAAGAUCAUGUGACUCUGAUCAAUACUCCCCUUCAUUACUACUCCACAAUGUCCUCUUUACCCCUCCCCCAUUACCUCAAGCCCCCUCCCCUUCUUCCCCUCCCACAUUUUCCUAAGUAUCACAGCAAAAUCCAACAGACGGGUUAGACGCAGGAGAGUGCAACGAGACAUUUGCAUUCUGUGUCACUGGGGGUGGACAGAGCAGUGGUGAAGCAAAACACAUGAAAAAAUGUGGCGGGGGAGUUUGUGGUACACACUAUCUAUUACAAAAGCUCCUCAAUGUUACAUUUCGUGUGUGCAUUGUGGACAGAAGCGUGGUCACGCACACACAAAUCAAGGCAUUUGGCUUCCCGCCAGUCUCUCAAGACACCAUAUUGAAGCACAGCGAGAGUGUGUUACCGACCCCCGUAGUGAGAGAGAAGGAUGGCAGGAUGGUUACCGGAAUAUGCACUGCUGUGUAUCAACACAGUGCAUCUUCCUCCCCCUCCUCCUCCUCCUCCUCCUCCUCACUCAUUAUCUGAUUGGAUCUCCUUCCUUUUCUUUUCUUUUUUUUUUUAAAUUUCUCACCCCCGUUUUGUGGAGAGGGUCUCUGAUUGGCUGGAGGGUGGAACUUUCUCACUGAUGGAUCCCAUGACACAAUAUAGCUGCAUGUCAGAGCUUGUGUAAGUGUGACUGUGUGUGUGUGUGUGUGUGUGUGUGUGUGUGUGUGUGCGCGUGACGAGGCUACGGUCAGACAUUACAGGCCGAGCCUCGACAGUGUACGAUAACCAGUUUUUAUUUUGCGUGAACAGAUGCGCACCUUUUUUUCUUGCUACGAGUCAAGUAUUAUCUAGGUAAACAACUACUUUCUAUGUGU